ACUCAAAGAACAAAUGAAAUGGAAACUUUACCUUGGCGGGGUAAAGUUGACAAGAUAAACUGCUUUAAAGUAUUUAAUCAGAUACCCGACCAUUUUCCACAAUAAAGGAGUAUUUUUGUAAACCAAUAUUUCUUACGAAGUAGAAUCGAGAUGCGAAGAGUAAGAGAGUUGCGUGUCUUGAAACUCGUUGCAAUUGAUUUGACAGAAACGUGGAACCGGUCGCAGCUUUUAUUCUCUGUCUUUGCUGUCUUUAACAAAGCCGUUUCUCAACAUCUACAACCAUGAGGACCUACAAUGAAGAACUCAAAUAUCUGGAGAAGGUUACUCCUCGCAGUUGGAGAAUCAAGAAAGGUUUUGUUUCCAAUAUGAAUGUGGAGGGAUUAUUUUAUGUAAAUGAUCACUUGGAGAAACUGAUGUUUGAUGAAUUAAAACAGUCUUGUAACAACCGUGGAUUUGGAGGCUUUUUACCUGCUAUGAAACAGAUUGGCAAUGUUGCUGCACUUCCUGGUAUUGUACAGAAAUCCAUUGGAUUACCAGAUGUCCAUUCAGGCUAUGGGUUUGCUAUAGGUAAUAUGGCUGCAUUUGAUAUGAGUGACCCAAAAGCUGUGGUAUCCCCUGGUGGUGUCGGGUUUGAUAUUAACUGUGGUGUACGUUUGUUGCGAACCAAUUUGGAUGAAAAAGAUGUCGAUCCUAUUAAGGAACAGCUGUGCCAAUGCAUGUUUAACCAUAUUCCAGUUGGUGUUGGUUCAAAGGGAAUAAUCCCUAUGAAUGCUCAAGCUUUGGAAGAAGCUUUAGAAAUGGGUAUGGAUUGGUCAUUGAGAGAGGGUUAUUCUUGGGCUGAAGACAAAGAGCAUUGUGAAGAAUAUGGGCGUAUGUUACAGGCAGAUCCCUCUAAAGUUAGUAGCCGAGCCAAAAAGAGGGGACUUCCUCAGUUAGGAACCCUUGGUGCAGGCAAUCACUAUGCUGAAGUCCAGGUUGUUGACGAGAUUUUUGAUGACUAUGCUGCCCGAAAGAUGGGGAUUGAUCACACUGGGCAGGUGUGUGUCAUGAUUCACAGCGGUAGUCGUGGAAUGGGUCAUCAAGUUGCUACAGAUGCUUUAGUUGCCAUGGAGAAAGCAAUGAAGCGGGACAAAAUUGAAGUGAAUGACCGUCAACUUGCCUGUGCACAAAUCAGCUCUCAAGAAGGCCAAGAUUACCUGAAAAGCAUGGCUGCAGCUGCAAACUAUGCUUGGGUCAACCGGACUAGCAUGACAUUCCUUUCCAGACAGGCUUUCGCCAAAAUCUUCAACAGCACUCCUGAUGACCUGGAUAUGCAUGUGAUUUACGAUGUCUCACACAACAUUGCUAAAGUAGAAGAGCACUUUAUUGACGGCAAGCAGACAACCUUAUUGGUACAUCGAAAGGGCUCAACACGAGCAUUUCCUCCACACCAUCCUCUCAUUCCUGUAGACUACCAGUUAACUGGUCAACCUGUUUUGAUUGGUGGAACAAUGGGAACUUGUAGCUAUGUACUGACUGGUACUGAUCAGGGAAUGGAAGAUACAUUUGGAACAACAUGUCAUGGAGCUGGCCGAGCACUUUCCCGUGCCAAAUCCCGUCGUAAUCUUGAUUACAUGGACGUUUUAGAGGCCUUAAAUGCUCAAGGAAUCAGUAUACGAGUAGCUUCCCCAAAACUUGUUAUGGAAGAGGCACCAAAAUCUUACAAAGAUGUCACAGAUGUUGUAAACACUUGUCAUGAGGCUGGAAUUAGUAAAAAAGCUAUCAAACUUCGUCCUAUUGGAGUCAUUAAAGGAUAAAGAAGAAAAGGAAGAAAAUAACUGUUCAUUGACUGCCUAAAAAGGAUCAAUCUAUUUAUAAUAUGAACAACUGUUAAUUGCCAUCCUGGUUUCUGUUAUAUUACAUUCAAUCCUUUUUAGCAAUAAACUACAUUUUUU
Molecule: messenger RNA, 1934 nt
Organism: Octopus sinensis (East Asian common octopus)
Lineage: Eukaryota; Metazoa; Mollusca; Cephalopoda; Octopoda; Octopodidae
Product: RNA-splicing ligase RtcB homolog
Exons: 15
Coding region: 282-1796 (504 amino acids)
Biological process (GO): tRNA splicing, via endonucleolytic cleavage and ligation
Cellular component (GO): tRNA-splicing ligase complex; nucleus
Molecular function (GO): RNA ligase (ATP) activity
Source: RefSeq, a predicted model, not a curated record